AUGGCCAACACAAGUGGCAUUUGGACCAUGAAAUGUAUUCUCAUGAUUGAACGGGAUUGUUUAGUUAUUCAUGAAAAAGGAACUGGCGGUGAACUGGAACGUUUUCCGUUUGCGGCAUUGCGUAAUCCAGUUGCCAUUUCCAAACCUGACAAAAGAGAAGUCUACAACAACCUGGUGUUGUUGACUGUUGUAGACAACAGCGGAAACAGGGAUUCUCAGGCACACAUGCAUAUUUUCUUAGCUGGUUCAGUCCCUGCUCAAGAAAUUGUGAAUGAAAUAAUAAGUGCAAAAGAUGGCAGGCCUUUGUCUCAUGUGAAUACCAGAAUCCCUCCACCACCAAACCAGCCUGCCCCAGAACCACCAAACCAUGUCCGAGACAAAGUAAAUUCUUUUGAACGCAAUAUGCGAGAAGCAGACCGUCACCAGGAUCCUGUUGGAUAUUCAACCGCCGCUGUCAGAGAUCAAGACGUGGAAUCUGUCUUGAGUGAGAAAACGGAAAAGGAUGUGCAAUUGUUAAAUCAUUGUUUUGAUGACAUUGAAAAGUUUGUAUCUCGACUGCAAAAGGCUGCAGAAUCUUACAAGGAACUUGAACGAAUGAAGAAAGAGAAAAGCCAUAAAGGCAAAAAAGCAAGACAGGAACUGGAAGAGAAAUUGGAAUUAACUGCCCAGCCUCCAAAGGGACAAGAUUAUACUGACAUUUUCCAAAAAUUUAAACUGUCAUUCAACUUACUUGCCAAACUGAAAGCACACAUCCAUGAUCCAAAUGCUCCAGAAUUGGUUCACUUCCUCUUCACACCACUGAGUUUGAUUUACGAAGCCAGCCGUGACCCAUCACAAGGGAACCGUGACUUGGCUGCCAGUGUUGUUUCGCCUCUGCUUACAAGGGAAGCAAAAGAACUUCUCUUGAAUUGUCUUACAUCCAAAGAAACAGAUUUGUGGAUGUCACUGGGAGAUGCAUGGAUUACGAGUCGUGACAAAUGGAAACAUUUUGUUCCACCUUACACUCCACGAUUUUAUAAUGGUUGGCACCCUGCCCCUUCUCUGGAUGAAAUGCAAGGGGCUCAAACUCCUGCUGCCAGUCAUACAUACAUUAGUCCACCGAUGAGGCCUUUUGAUGAACCACCACCCAAUGUGGAACCAAGAAGACCAAUGGAGAGACCUGUCAUGGGUCCAGAAAUCAAAAAACCAGGUCCUCGUUAUGUUCCAAACCCUCAAUUGCCACCAGAAGAUAGCAAUGAUCAAUUCCAUGAGGAUCUCCGAAAGAAAGGUGCUAAAAUCUGCAGUGUCUCCCAUUCAAGAGAUAAGAAACAUCAAAAAGAAUUAACAGUGGCUAAAGGAGAGAUUUUAGAAGUAUUGGAUGAUACUCGUAAUUGGUGGAAACUGAGAAAUUGUAAAGGAGAAAUUGGGCAUGCACCAUUUACAAUUUUACACAAACUGAAUAACAAUGGAUAUAAUGAUGGAUAUGCAUCCACUGGUUUCCCUAAUGCUGAUAAUGGUAUGAAUGCAGGUGCAAACAGAAGGGGCCAAAGAGUGGCGGAUCUACUAUGA
Messenger RNA from Acanthosepion pharaonis, 1548 nucleotides. The record is from the annotation of a GenBank genome assembly. NCBI's taxonomy places the organism in Eukaryota, Metazoa, Mollusca, Cephalopoda, Sepiida, Sepiidae.